GAGAGCGAGGUAGCUGACUUGACUGCCGGUAGGACUGGUGGGAAACGGCGAUGGAGCUGUCUGCAGGUGUCCAAACAGCACGGGCGCUGAGGUACGCGACUGUAUGCCUGCUUCUGUUCCCCCGCUUUCUGCUCGCUGCUGUGAUGUUAUGGCUUCUCGACUUCCUCUGUAUCAGACGGAAGAUUCUGAUGAAGAUGCGGGAGCAGGAGACGAACGCUGACGACCCCCCAGUGUGCGUGUCUGACUCGAACAAGAUGUUUACCCUGGAGUCGCUUCGCGCCGUGUGGUACGGCCAAAAACUGGACAUUUUCAAAACGGCGCACCUGGGAUAUGGAGCGCCAAACACCGAAGUAGUUCAGCUACACCCGCGCAAGAGCGCACGCAUUCUGGACUACGCGCGAGGACGCAGACCGCUCAUCAUAAACUUCGGGAGCUGCUCCUGACCGCCAUUCAUGACGCGUCUGUCGGCUUUCCAGCGCGUUGUCAGCCAGUACGCGGACAUUGCAGACUCUCUGCUUGUAUAUAUCGAGGAGGCGCAUCCGUCGGAUGGAUGGGUGAGCACCGACGCACCGUAUCAGAUUCCCAAACACCAGAGUCUGGACGACCGGCUUACAGCCGCAAAGCUCAUGCAUUUGGAGACUCCUGCCAUCGUCGUGGUGGUGGACACGAUGGAGAAUACGUCCAACGCAGCAUACGGUGCAUAUUUUGAGAGACUUUAUAUUCUAAAGGAUGAGAAGGUUGUUUUUCAGGGAGGUCGAGGUCCAGAGGGAUACCGGAUCUCAGAGCUGAAAAAUUGGCUCGAGCAAUAUCGGAACACUCUUGAUAAUUCUAGGACUGUGGUUGUUCACGUUUAAUGUGAAUCUAAAUCGUUAUUUUAUCUUCAUAUUAAAAGAAUACAUCAGAGAAAAUAUGACAUUAAGGCCGCCAAGCUGCUAUAACUGGUCAAAGAUACAUUAUGUUUUGUUUAAAAGUCUUGUGGAAGUUGUGUUUUAUUUAGAGGGGUAACGCGAACGCAUGAUAAGCUGUUGUGAUUGUGUUGCCCUUGUUCGUUUUGUUAAAAUGUUCUUAUGUUUACAGUGUGUGGAAAUUAUCCCCUCAUUGUUUGGCAAGCCCAAUUUAUUGAUCCCUCGAUUGUAUUUUAUUUUUAUAUUCUGUGUGUUUGUAUGUGAGAGUGGGCAUGUGUGUUUCUGUUGCCAAGAAGCUGAGUCCGGGUACCCAUGUGUUGUUAUGAAGUUCGGUUUUUAAAAGGUUUCUAACCAGAAAACCGAUACUGAUGGAUUCUAGCACUAGACCACUCGUCAAUCAGCUAUUGACAACAUGAUCAAUUGCCAAACCGUGUUUUGUAAAUGAUGUCUAUUUUGGCGAUGAAAAUAGGCUAUUUUUCAAUAAAUGGUAGACUUAA
Engraulis encrasicolus (European anchovy) is the source of this 1402-nucleotide messenger RNA. RefSeq names its product thyroxine 5-deiodinase-like. The record is from RefSeq and is a predicted model, not a curated record. Gene Ontology annotation, molecular function: thyroxine 5'-deiodinase activity. Gene Ontology annotation, biological process: thyroid hormone metabolic process. The transcript has a single exon. NCBI's taxonomy places the organism in Eukaryota, Metazoa, Chordata, Actinopteri, Clupeiformes, Engraulidae.